Messenger RNA from Fusarium poae, 570 nucleotides. RefSeq lists its product as uncharacterized. Lineage: Eukaryota; Fungi; Ascomycota; Sordariomycetes; Hypocreales; Nectriaceae. The record is from RefSeq and is a predicted model, not a curated record. The transcript has 2 exons. The coding region runs from base 1 to 570 and encodes 189 amino acids.
AUGUCAACAAAACAAUCACAAUCAAGCCAUCUCCCAAUACCUGAACGUCCAUCGCCGUGCCAUCCUGCACCAUGGCGACAGAUUGAAGCAACCCUCUACGAGCGCAUUAACGAUGUAACUCUCCCCGACGUUGUAGAAACAGCCGGUUUCCAUCUCAUACCCGCGCCUCCGACGCCGAUACCGACAUCCUCCUCCUCAGAUGAUGAUGUGUUCAUCAAACGUCUGCACCGAGCGCUAGAACUAGCUCUCUUUGGCCAGAAAGUAAGAUGCAGCUUAUACGGACGAGAGAUCGCUGAGAAUACGCGACCGGGUCAUUCGCCCCAUGGUCUGAGGGAGAAGCUGCUCCGUGAGGCUUGGGAGGGCAUCGAUAGCAGCAGUGACUCUGGCUCAGCGACGCCGAUUGAGGGAACAACUCCACCAAGUUGCGACGAGGAUACCUCCAGACUGGAGGCCCAUGUUAAAGAUGAUAUGGCAGAGAAGAAGAUUCCUGCGUCGAGUCGGAAACGAAAACGGGAAACUGAGGAGGAUGAAGGGGGUAGGGUCAAGCGCAGGCGGACAACCGGCGAUUAA